UCCGGUUGGGCUCGCAAGUGCUUGUGGGUAGUGAGAUUUUUGAAUAGGGAAGAUGGCAGCCGCGGCAGUGGUGGAGUUUCAGAGAGCUCAGUCUCUCAUCAGCACAGACAGAAACGCUUCUAUUGACAUUUUACAUUCAAUAGUGAGACGAGAUGUCCAGGAAGAUGAUGAAGAGGCGGUUCGUGUCAAGGAGCAGAGCAUCCUGGAGUUGGGCACUCUCCUGGCUAAGACGGGACAAGCUGCAGAGCUUGGUGGCCUGCUGAAAUUUGUAAGGCCUUUCCUGAUCUCCAUAAGCAAGGCAAAGGCAGCACGGUUGGUGCGCUCGCUCCUGGAUCUGUUUCUGGAUAUGGAGGCUGCCACGGGCCAGGAGGUUGAGCUGUGCCUGGAAUGCAUCGAAUGGGCUAAAGCUGAGAAAAGAACCUUCCUCAGACAAGCCCUAGAGGCUCGACUCAUUUCACUCUACUUUGACACAAAGAGAUAUCAGGAAGCCCUUCAGCUGGGUUCCCAGCUGCUACAGGAGCUGAAGAAGAUGGAUGAUAAAGCUCUGCUGGUGGAGGUUCAGCUGCUGGAGAGUAAAACCUACCAUGCUCUCAGCAACCUUCCCAAAGCCAGGGCUGCCCUCACCUCAGCCAGGACCACCGCCAAUGCCAUUUACUGUCCCCCAAAGCUCCAGGCAGCUCUUGAUAUGCAGUCAGGCAUCAUACAUGCAGCUGGGGAGAAAGAUUGGAAAACUGCCUACUCUUACUUCUUUGAGGCUUUUGAGGGCUACGACUCCAUCGACAGCCCCAGGGCAGUCACUUCACUGAAAUACAUGCUCCUCUGCAAGAUCAUGCUCAGCUUGCCAGAGGAGGUACAGGCCUUGAUCAGUGGCAAACUGGCUCUGCGAUAUGCAGGGCGACAGACCGAUGCACUGAGAUGUAUAGCACAAGCCAGCAAGAACAGGUCAUUAGCAGAUUUUGAAAAGGCCCUGACAGAGUACACUAAAGAGCUGAGGGACGACCCCAUCAUCAACACACAUUUGGCCAAGCUUUAUGACAAUUUGCUGGAACAGAAUCUCAUUCGUGUCAUCGAGCCCUUUUCCAGAGUACAGAUAACACACAUAUCAGGCCUCGUCAAACUUUCAAAGGAUGAUGUUGAGAGGAAACUGUCACAAAUGAUCCUGGACAAAAAGUUUCAUGGCAUUCUUGACCAAGGUGAAGGAGUGCUCAUCAUAUUCGAAGAGCCCCCUGUGGACAAGACUUAUGAGGCAGCUCUAGAAACCAUACAGAACAUGAGCAAAGUUGUGGAUUCACUGUACAACAAGGCUAAGAAGUUAACAUAGAAUAAACGUCAGAGGCGGCUGCUGCUGUGUGAAAUGGUUGUAUGCGUGUGAGUUUGCCCGUGUGUAUGUGUGUAUGGCCAACAUGUGGAACUUUUUUCUCACAGCAAAAAGGGACAACAUUGAGCAAGAUUUACUUGUUCCCCAGUUGAGAGUUUUUAAUGUUUCUUUUCUUUCAAAUGGACAAUUUCAUCUUUCUGAUCCUCUGAACUUUUUUUUUUUUCUUCUUUUCUGUAUCUCUCAACGGCCAACACAGGCCAUCAGGGAAUGUUGUACAACUAAAAUAAAAUCCUAAAAUGUCAUAUAGAACUGUAUAGCUCUUCUACAUUUAAAGUUUUUUAAUUACAGCAACUUUGUGAUACAGACUCUUGGGUUUUCGGUUAUCUGCGGUUCAUCGGUUGUUUGCAGUAGUGCAUAACUUUUUCCUUUUUUCCUCAAUUUAUGGAUGCACAUUCUAAAUGAUUGUUGUAGAUGAGAGAUUCAAAGGAACUUGGCUGUAAGGAAGAGGCUCUGUAAUAAGCACAGUUGCCAAUCAUAUUACCACACACACUAGAAAAUGAUUUUCUAAGUUC
This is a messenger RNA of Onychostoma macrolepis, 1890 nucleotides long. It is a transcript of the gene psmd11b, whose product is annotated as proteasome 26S subunit, non-ATPase 11b. The transcript has 13 exons. Bases 53 to 1321 code for a protein of 422 amino acids. Gene Ontology annotation, biological process: ubiquitin-dependent protein catabolic process. Gene Ontology annotation, cellular component: proteasome regulatory particle, lid subcomplex. The record is from RefSeq and is a predicted model, not a curated record. Gene Ontology annotation, molecular function: protein binding; structural molecule activity. Lineage: Eukaryota; Metazoa; Chordata; Actinopteri; Cypriniformes; Cyprinidae.